Hibiscus syriacus is the source of this 519-nucleotide messenger RNA. Its product is annotated as isoaspartyl peptidase/L-asparaginase-like. Gene Ontology annotation, molecular function: hydrolase activity. NCBI's taxonomy places the organism in Eukaryota, Viridiplantae, Streptophyta, Magnoliopsida, Malvales, Malvaceae. The transcript has 2 exons. The coding region runs from base 1 to 519 and encodes 172 amino acids. The record is from RefSeq and is a predicted model, not a curated record.
AUGAAACAAAAAGUAAAGUUUUUGAAGAUUGAUUACACUCAGCCAAUUCAAAAAGAGUCGAACGAUGCUUCUGCUAGAAUUCCUAAUGGUGAUAGCCAAAUUGGCACGGUUGGAUGUGUGGCAGUCGACAGUGAAGGAAACCUGGCUUCCGCAACAUCCACGGGUGGACUAGUGAACAAAAUGGAGGGUCGGAUCGGCGACUCCCCGAUAAUCGGAACAGGGACUUACGCCAACCAUAUCUGCGCGGUUUCCGCCACCGGCAAAGGCAAUGACAUGAUCCGUGGCACUGUCGCGAGGGAUGCAGCCGCCGUGAUGGAGUUCAAAGGUCUUCCGCUCAAAGAAGCAGCGGCUUAUGUUAUAGAGCAAGUUCCGCCGAGCAUGGCCGGUUUGGUUUCGGUAUCGUCAACCGGGGAAAUCGCGGCGGUGUACAAUACUGCCGGAAUGUUUCGUGCUUUAGCCAGUGAAGAUGGAGAAUUAGAGACUGCCACAUGGGAUUCUCCCAUUAAAGUAAGCAAUUAA